Messenger RNA from Acanthosepion pharaonis, 1737 nucleotides. The record is from the annotation of a GenBank genome assembly. Lineage: Eukaryota; Metazoa; Mollusca; Cephalopoda; Sepiida; Sepiidae.
AUGAAUGCAAAAUUUUUCUCCUUUUUGCCUCUUUUUCCUAUUUCCUUUUCACUUUUGCUCUUUUUUCCUUUUGCUCUUUUUUCCUUUUGCUCUUUUUUCCUUUUGCUCUUUUUCCUUUUGCUCUUUUUCUUUUUACCUUUUUUCCUUUUACCUUUUUUCCUUUUUCCUUUUUCUUCCUUUUUCGUUUUUCUUCCUUUUCGUUUUUUUCCUUUUUCCUUUUUCUUCCUUUUUCCUUUUCUUUUUCCUUUUCUUUUUUUUUUUUUUCUUUUUUUUUUUUCAUUUUUCCUUUUCAUUUUUCCUUUUUUCCUUUCUUUCCUUUUUCCUUUCUUUCCUUUUUCCUUUCUUUCCUUUUUCCUUUCUUUCCUUUUUCCUUUCUUUCUUUUUUUCCUUUCUUUCCUUUUCCUUUUUCUUUCCUUUUUCCUUUUUUCCUUUUCCUUUUCUUUUCCUUUUUUCCUUUUUUCCUUUCCUUUUCCUUUUUUUUCCUUUCUUUUCCUUUUUCCUCUUUUUUCCUCUAUUUUUUUCUAUUUUUUUCUCUUUUUCUCUUCUUUUUGUCCUUUUUUUUCUCUUCUUUUGUCCUUUUUUUCUCUUCUUUUGUCCUUUUUUUUCUCUUCUUUUGUCCUUUUUUUCUCUUCUUUUGUCCUUUUUUUCUCUUCUUUUGUCCUUUUUUUCUCUUCUUUUGUCCUUUUUUUUCUCUUCUUUUGUCCUUUUUUUCUCUUCUUUUGUCCUUUUUUACUAGUAUUUGAAGCAGCCCUUCAUUCUCUUGCGUCUCCUUUCAGGCAGCCCUUCAUUCUCUUGCGUCUCCUUUCAGGCAGCCCUUCAUUCUCUUGGGUCUCCUUUCAGGCAGCCCUUCAUUCUCUUGGGUCUCCUUUCAGGAAGCCCUUCAUUCUCUUGAGUCUCUUUUCAGCCAGCCCUUCUUUCACUUGGGUCUCCUUUCAGCCAGCCCUUCUUUCACUUGGGUCUCCUUUCAGCCAGCCCUUCUUUCACUUGGGUCUCCUUUCAGCCAGCCCCUUCUUUCACUUGGGUCUCCUUUCAGCCAGCCCUUCUUUCACUUGGGUCUCCUUUUCAGCCAGCCCUUCUUUCACUUGGGUCUCUUCGCGUCUCUUUUCAGCCAGCCCUUCUUUCCUUGGGUCUCCUUUUGCAGCCCUUCUUUCCUUGGGUCUCCUUUCAGCCAGCCCUUCUUUCUCUUUUGGGUCUCCUUUCAGCCAGCCCUUCUUUCACUUGGGUCUCCUUUCAGCCAGCCCUUCUUUCACUUGGGUCUCCUUUCAGCCAGCCCUUCUUUCACUUGGGUCUCCUUUCAGCCAGCCCUUCUUUCACUUGGGUCUCCUUUCAGCCAGCCUUCUUUCGCUUGGGUCUCCUUUCAGCCAGCCUUCUUUCCUUGGGUCUCCUUUCAGCCAGCCCUUCUUUCACUUGGGUCUCCUUUCAGCCCUUCCCUUCUUUCGCUUGCGUCUCUUUUCAGGCAGCCCUUCUUUCGCUUGCGUCUCUUUUCAGGCAGCCCUUCUUUCGCUUGCGUCUCCCUUCAGCCAGCCCUUCUUUCGCUUGCGUCUCCUUUCAGCCAGCCCUUCUUUCGCUUGGGUCUCCCUUCAGCCAGCCCUUCUUUCACUUGGGUCUCCCUUCAGCCAGCCCUUCUUUCACUUGUGUUUCUCCAUGCCUGCUGUGUUCUCUUUCAUCCCUUUUUCUUGUACUCUUUACUUCUCUUUGCAUUGUCUUCCAUUUGCUUGCCUUUCCCUGAUGACAUAA